Molecule: messenger RNA, 2949 nt
Organism: Oryzias latipes (Japanese medaka)
Lineage: Eukaryota; Metazoa; Chordata; Actinopteri; Beloniformes; Adrianichthyidae
Product: inactive dipeptidyl peptidase 10-like
Biological process (GO): regulation of potassium ion transmembrane transport; proteolysis
Cellular component (GO): voltage-gated potassium channel complex; plasma membrane
Molecular function (GO): serine-type peptidase activity; potassium channel regulator activity
Source: RefSeq, a predicted model, not a curated record
AAAAACCACAGCAGAUGGACAUGUGCUGAUGGAACAAAGCUCCAGGCUGCGUGCAAACUCUCAGUCAGACUCUCAGUCUGGACGGAGUGAGUGGAGCCCGUUCCAGCUGCGCGCCGCGCCACGGCGGCUCUUUACGCACGGGGCUUGAUGGGCUGCUGUCUGCAGUGUCUAACACAAAAGCCGGAGCAGAAGGACCGUCAUCUCAGCCUGUGCUCUCUGUCUCUCAUGCAAAGCUGCUGUUUGUAAUCUGUAGAGUUUUCUGGCUUUCCCCGGCGCUGAACCAUGAACCAGAGCGCGGGAGCGGCGCAGCACACCCACAGGUACUCAGUGGAGGAGAAGGAUAUUGGACCUAUUGGACCGGACAGGAACUGGAAAGGCAUCGGCAUCUCUUUGCUGGUUAUUUUGGUGGUUCUGUCAUUCAUUGGACUUUCCAUUGUUCUGCUGUCAAAAGACACUAGAAGUAAAACAUCUGGUUCAUCUUUAACCCUGGAUGACCUCUUUCAAAGACGUUUCCAAAUCCAUGAUCCUGAUGCAAAGUGGAUCAGCGCAAACGAAGUCACCUUUCAGAGCUGGGAUGGAAAUGUUUUCAGAGUCGACACAAACGACAACAAGACUGAGCUCCUGCUGAAGAACACAACUUUUGCAACCUUCAAGGCAUCAAAGUUUGCUAUUUCUCCAGAUCUGAACUUUGUUCUUCUGGGAUAUGAUGUCAAGCAGGUUCACCAGCAUUCUUUCUUGGCCUCAUACUUGAUCUAUAACUUGCAUACAAGGGAGGUGCAGGAGCUCAACCCUCCUGAGGUGCCCAAUUCUGUCCUCCAGUUUGCCUCCUGGGGAGUCCAUGGUCAGCAGCUGGUUUACAUCUUUGAAAACAACAUCUACUACAAAGCAAAUGUGCAGAGCAGCUCAUGGAGGCUCACCUCCUCGGGACAGGAAGGUGUGGUCUUCAACGGCAUUACAGACUGGCUGUAUGAAGUGGAGGUGUUGCACAGUCAGGCUGCUCACUGGUGGUCGCCUGAUGGCUCCAAGCUGGCCUACCUCACCAUCAAUGACUCUCUGGUCCCCACCAUGUUUCUGCCACGCUUCACUGGUUCACUGUACCCCCAAGGGAAGGAGUAUCGCUACUCAAAGAUGGGGCAGAACAACCCUCAGGUCAGCCUGCACAUCGUUACUCUGGACGGCAGCUCCCUCACUGAGGAAAUAAGACCGCCGGACUGCUUCCAUCAGAGUGAGCGUUACAUUACCAUGGUAACAUGGGUGGCACAGGAGAAGCUGGCCGUGCGCUGGGUGAACCGAGCUCAAACUAUGUCUGUGCUUUCACUCUGUGACACCACAGCGGGCGCCUGCACUACGGAACACGUGAUGGUGUCGGACACCUGGCUGGAUGGACAGAACCAGAAGCCGGUGUUUUCAAGAGACUCCACUGCUUUCUUCACCAUCGCGCCUUUAAAGCACAGCAUCCACGGCGCUUUCAACCACAUUGCCAUGAUCUCCAAUCACACCUUCAGUGAGGACGCCAGCCUUCGUCACCUGACCUCUGGAACCUGGGAUGUAACUCAAAUUCUGUCUCAUGAUGAGAGCACAAACUCAGUUUUCUUUCUGAGCACAGAAGAAGGGCCGAGCCAACAACACCUGUACAGGAUCUCCACGGUGAAUUCACUGGAUAAAGAGUGCCUGAGCUGCUCCCUUUUCAGAUCAAACUGCACUUACUUUGAUGCCGCUUUCAGCUCUGACUGCCAGCAGGUUCUCCUGACUUGCAGAGGACCUGGACUACCUCAGACUACUCUUCACAAAGUCAGUAAUAUGAAGGAGUUCCAGACCCUGGAUGGAAGCGCAGAACUAAGAGUUGCCCUGAUGAACAGAAUAGUCCCAAAAACAGAGAGAAGGACUCUACAAAUAAACGACAAUGCUUUUCGGCUGGAGCUGAUUCUCCCCGUGGAUAUGGAUGAAACACAGCAGCAUCCUCUUCUCCUGGUCCUCAACGACGCCCCUGGUGGUCAGGCUGUCAGCGAUCGUUUCUCCCUCGGCUGGGAGUCUGUCCUGGUUUCAUCGGAGCGCUUCAUCAUCGCCCGUCUGGACGGCCGCGGCAGCCGCUCUCAGGGUGGGAGGAUCCUGCACGGAGUUCACAAGAGACUCGGAACCGUCGACGCUCAGGAUCAGAUUACAGCCCUUGAGCACCUGUUGAAACUACCUUACAUUGAUGAGAGUAAGGCUGGAAUUUAUGGCAAGGCAUAUGGAGGUUUCUUGUCCACAAUCCUGCUCCUGUCUCACAGCAGCAGGUUCAGGUGUGGCAUUGCCGUCGCUCCAAUAAGUGACUGGAGACUCUACGGGUCAGCCUGUUCUGAAAAGUACUUUGGCUUUCCUGCUAAAGAGGAAUACAAAUACCAGAUUUCCAGUUUGGUCAAAAUCCCAACCACUCAACCUCAGGAGCUUCUCAUCAUCCACGGGACAGAAGAUGCUACGGUACAUUUCCAGCACUCAGCGGAGCUGGUAAAGCUGCUGUCUUCAUUAAAUGUGAACUACACACUUCAGAUAUUCCCGGAUGAAGGGUACACCCUUUGCCGCCAGAGCCAGGACUACAUGCUUUCAUCAGUAAUGUCUUUCUUCAAGCGUUGCUUUCAGGAGGAGAAAGCAGUUGCCAAAGAGACAUCUAAGGAAGAUGACUAGCCCAACAACACUGCCAUGAAGCCCUGUUGACCUUUCUGUGGCAAAUUCUGAUGUUGAUCAAUUAGGGAAGCUGUGUGUAAGUGAAUGGCUGCUGUAUUCACAGAAACAUCACAGACACAGUGUGUGUGUAAGCAACAGUGAAGGAGCCGACAGGAUAGACGAGAUGUUGGCAUGGGAAGCAAAAAAUCUGUCUGUGAAGUUUGGAUUAUCUACACAGCUAAAAAUUAGAACAGAAAAUGUAACCCUUGUGCUAGCUUAGAUGACCCCCCCCCCCCCCCCCCUUAC